AUGUCCUUCACCGUCCCUUCAUCCUCAUCAACGAAAGUUCCUUCUCUGUCGCCUUCGGGAUCUAAGGAUGAAUCCCGUAAGCGGAAACGAGCACAGUCGGAGGCGCCUGCAGACUCACCAGGAAUCGAUGAACAAGAGCCAAAGCGUUCUCGCCAUAGAAGUGUGCGAUCUAAGCGUGCUACCACUAUCAUCGGCGAUACACCUGAUGAGAUAAGUCCCAGUAAGAAGCUUACCCUCCAUAAGUCGAACAAAAGAUCAGACUUCCAGCCGUCACUUAUGAAUCCACUGCGGAGAGUCAAGAAGACACUGUCUGAAGGAGAUGUCUUUGGGGAUCCAAGCUCUACGUCAGAAGCUCGGGGCGUAACACCGCUGAACACUGAUGCCCCAGGCUCAGGCUUCAAAAUACCGAAUUGGCUGCUGGAAAUUCGUGAUCAGGCUCGGCGAGAUCAAUCACUCGUUGCUAAGAUGAAUUCUGCGCUUUAUCUGAGUACUAAUACCCAAGUACGUAUCCCUAAUACAAUUAGGGAACACCCCUACGAAGAGAGAGCCGCCCAACCUGGUGCCCAAAAAGAUUUCUGA
Molecule: messenger RNA, 579 nt
Organism: Psilocybe cubensis
Lineage: Eukaryota; Fungi; Basidiomycota; Agaricomycetes; Agaricales; Agrocybaceae
Exons: 4
Coding region: 1-579 (192 amino acids)
Source: RefSeq, a predicted model, not a curated record